CUCUGCUCAGCCUCAGCGUCUAUCAGUGUCACUUACCGUUGUUGGACGGGUUGUGGAGUUUAAUUUUAAGUUUUUUGGGCAGGUGACAGGGGUCGGAAACAGGCAUGGCUGGCGCAGCGGUACCGAAGCGGCAGGACACCCGGAAAUUUUUCGAGAAUCUGUCCGGAGCUGGUAAAUCCAUCGGAGUGCUGACCAGCGGAGGAGAUGCCCAAGGUAUGAAUGCAGCGGUCCGGGCUGUAGUCCGAAUGGGCAUCUACGUGGGAGCAAAGGUCUACUUCAUCCACGAGGGGUACCAGGGGAUGGUGGAUGGAGGAGACAACAUCAAAGAGGCAACGUGGGAAAGCGUCUCCAGCAUGUUGCAAGUGGGUGGCACAGUCAUCGGCAGCGCCCGCUGUAAAGAGUUUCGUGCCCGCGAGGGCCGCCUGAAAGCCGCGCAAAACCUUGUGAAGCGCAGCAUCACCAACCUGUGUGUGAUUGGUGGAGACGGCAGCCUGACCGGAGCCAACCUGUUCAGAGAGGAGUGGAGCGGCCUGUUGGAGGAGCUCGUCCAACAAGGUGUGAUCGAUAAGGAGGCAGCCUGCAGUAACUCUGUGCUCCACAUUGUUGGCAUGGUCGGCUCCAUCGACAACGACUUCUGCGGCACCGACAUGACCAUCGGCACUGACUCGGCACUGCACAGGAUCAUCGAGGUGGUGGACGCCAUCAUGACCACUGCUCAGAGCCAUCAGAGGACAUUUGUGCUGGAGGUCAUGGGCAGGCACUGCGGAUAUCUGGCCAUGGUCAGUGCCCUGGCAUGCGGAGCAGACUGGGUGUUUAUCCCUGAAAUGCCUCCUGAGGAUGGCUGGGAGGAUAGCAUGUGUCAGAAACUGUCUGAGAACCGUGCUGAUAAGAAAAGGCUCAACAUUAUUAUUGUAGCUGAGGGUGCCAUAGAUUGCCACAACAAGGCAAUUACUCCUGAUUAUAUCAAGGAUCUGGUGGUACGUAACCUGGGUUUUGACACCAGGGUCACCAUCCUGGGCCACGUGCAGAGAGGUGGGACCCCCUCUGCCUUUGACAGGAUCCUGGCCAGUCGCAUGGGCGUGGAGGCAGUGCUGGCGCUACUGGAGGCCUCUGCCACUACCCCAGCCUGCGUUGUGUCUCUGGUUGGAAACCAGGCUGUUCGACUACCACUUAUGGAGUGUGUUCAGAUGACUCAAGAGGUGCAAAAGGCCAUGGAUGAGAAGAAAUUUGAAGAGGCAGUGAGACUGCGUGGCAGGAGCUUUGAGAACAAUCUGACCACCUACAGACUCCUCUCCUACCGGAAAGCAGACUCUGAACUUCCAAAUAGCUCCUUUAAUGUUGCGGUGCUGAACGUCGGUGCACCGGCAGCAGGUAUGAACGCUGCCGUACGUUCUGCUGUUAGAGUGGGAAUCACUGAAGGCCACAAAAUGUUUGCUGUCAGUGACGGCUUUGAGGGAUUCUACAAGGGACAGAUCAAGGAGAUCAAAUGGGGAGAUGUCGGCGGUUGGACUGGCCAGGGAGGGUCACUGCUGGGGACAAAACGAACUCUUCCAGGCAAACAUUUGGAUAAGAUUGCUGAGCAGAUUAGGAUCCAUAACAUCAACGCCCUGCUUGUCAUCGGAGGAUUUGAGGCCCUUGAGUGUCUGCUGCAGCUGUACGAGGCCCGGGCCGACUACGAGGAGUUGUGUAUCCCGAUGUGCAUGCUGCCUGCCACCAUUAGUAACAAUGUUCCCGGCACUGACCUCAGUCUCGGCGCUGACACAUCCCUCAACGCCAUUGUGGAGACAUGUGAUCGCAUCAAGCAGUCAGCCAGUGGAACCAAGAGGCGAGUGUUCAUCAUUGAGACCAUGGGCGGCUACUGUGGCUAUUUGGCCACCGUGGGUGGUCUGGCUGCAGGCGCUGACACGGUCUACAUCUACGAGGAGCCGUUUGACAUCCGAGACCUGCAGGCCAACGUGGAGCAUCUGACUCAGAAGAUGAAGACGAGCAUCCAGAGAGGCUUGGUGCUCAGAAAUGAGAAUUCAAAUGAGAACUACACCACUGACUUCAUCUACCAGCUGUACUCUGAGGAGGGACGGGGAGUGUUUGACUGCAGGAAGAACAUCCUUGGUCAUAUGCAGCAGGGAGGAUCUCCAUCACCUUUUGAUAGGAACUUUGGCACUAAAAUUGCCGCUAAAGCCAUGCAAUGGAUAACACGGACACUCAAGGAGUCGUAUAAAGGAGGACGGGUGUUUGCUAACUCCGAGGACACUGCCUGCCUGUUGGGGAUGCGUCGCAGAGCUAUGGUCUUUCAGCCAGUGUCACAGCUCCGGGAGGAGACCGAUUUUAUGUAAGAAACAUUUUCAAAU
This is a messenger RNA of Plectropomus leopardus (leopard coralgrouper), 2348 nucleotides long. Lineage: Eukaryota; Metazoa; Chordata; Actinopteri; Perciformes; Serranidae. The record is from RefSeq and is a predicted model, not a curated record.